CUUAGGUUUUAGUUUUCACUGAAAAAAAGAUGCUGAUUUUAGAGGCCAAUGAAGGGCAAGACGAAACUGUAGAUGCUUCUGGUUAUCAAAUUUUUGGCAUAUAAAUAUAAAUAUCGCAUCGAUGAUUUACCAGAGGUCCGUAGGUGCAACAAUUCACACCAAAGCUGCUAGCAAAUCCAGAGGAGAGCAGUUGAUCCCUGCAGCCACCAAGUUACUGAAAAUGAAGCAACAGUUUGGAUCUCUCCCUGCACAAAAGGAAGAACAAGCAGAGGGAGAUAGGGUGCUUUGUGCAGUGUCAUAUGAUGCCGUCCCUCUACAAGCUGUAUCAGCACCACAGCUUCAGGUGAAGUUUGUUCCUGGAGAAAAUUAUGGACUGCCCGAGGGAUGGGCUGUGGAGGAAAAGCCACGUACCACUGUCAAAGGCCGCUGCCGAACAGACAAGUAUUGCCAUCAUAUUCCAACUGGAAAGCGAUUCCGAUCACUAAGUGAUGCAAACAAGUGGAUCAAGGAAGAAACUACAAGAGAGCAGGCACAUGGAACAUCGAAAGAUGGUGAUGAGAGUUGUAGUCCCGCACAAAGUAGCACUAGAAGAAUAAGGAGAAAAGGUUCCCGAUCAUAUGAAGAAUCGAUGGCUCGAAACUGUUCUAUGUGCGGCAGCUGCCAAUCUUCAAAAUUUAUGAAGCUUGAGAAUGAUUCUGAUCUAGUUCAUGGCCUAUUAGAAGUAGAAGGUGCUCCAAUGGGAUCCUGACCUAUAUCAAAGGUUUAGAAGACCUUUGUCCUAUCUAUUUGACAGCGGAUGCUUUUCAUUCCAAUUUUCCUAUUUCUUGUUCGGAAAAAUAGUUGAUAAUACAUAUGAAAAAUUGGCAAAAGCUAUGUGUCUAGCUUACCCAUGUUCGAACUUAUAGUAGCCAAAUACAAAAAUAGAAACUUACUCUUUCGAACGUUCAAUGGCUCAAUCGAUAUUGUCUUUAAUUUGUAUCCAUAA
Messenger RNA from Pyrus x bretschneideri (Chinese white pear), 985 nucleotides. RefSeq lists its product as uncharacterized. The transcript has 4 exons. Bases 122 to 748 code for a protein of 208 amino acids. Gene Ontology annotation, molecular function: DNA binding. Lineage: Eukaryota; Viridiplantae; Streptophyta; Magnoliopsida; Rosales; Rosaceae. The record is from RefSeq and is a predicted model, not a curated record.